CCCCUUCCGUGAUGUCAAUAGAAGCACAUGGUCCGUGUUUGUUGCAGGAAGUGAAGAUGGCGGACCAGUCGUUGCUAUCUGAGUCUGCUCUCGGGUGGUCUAUAUUCGCCCUUGUAUUUUUGGUGAUCCUGUCCUUCUGUUGGGUCUACAUCAGGAAGUACCAGAGCCGCCAAGAGAGUGAGGUCAUCUCAACCAUCACUGCAAUAUGCGCAUUGGCCAUUGCACUGAUAACCUCUGCACUUCUUCCAGUGGAUAUAUUCCUAGUGUCUUACAUGAAGCACCCCAACGGUACUUACAAGGAGUGGGCAGAAAACAAUGAGACAAGAGGCCAAAUCGAAGACACUGUGCUGUAUGCUUAUUACUCACUGUACUCUCUCCUCCUGUUCUGUGUCUUCCUGUGGAUCCCCUUUGUCUACUUCUAUUAUGAGGAGAAGGAUGAUGACAACAUCAACAAGUGUUCACAAGUGAAAAAUGCUCUGAAAUACACAAUUGGAUUCAUCAUCGUCUGUGCAGCACUGCUAUUAAUUGGGGCCUUCGUUCCUCUUGAAGCCCCACCUAAUCAGAAUGGUACCCAGUGGGAAAAGAUGCAGUAUCUGUUUGAGGAGCUGGGGAACAACCAUGGUGUACCAGCCCUGUCUUUCUCCAUCAGCUCCUUGACCUUGAUUGGCAUGUUGGCAGUGAUCACUUACACGGCGUAUGGUAUGUCAGUGCUGCCGUUGAACCUGAUUAAAGGGACACGCAGUGUGGUGUACGAGCGUCUGGAGAACACUGAAGAUAUUGAAGAGGUUGAACACCAAAUGGAAAAGAUCAAAGCCAAGGUGCUCCAGAGGAGGGGCAGGCACCUGGAGAUAGCAGAGAGUCACUGCUGCACCAAGGUUGGAUCUGCCCUCAGACCACUCAAGAUUCUGCUGGGAAUUUUCUUCAUCCUGUUCGCUCUGCUGUUUGUUGUGGCUCUGUUCAUUUCAAAUUUGGACAAAGCUCUUCACUCUGCUGGCAUCAGUUCUGGCUUCAUGGUGUUUGGCACCAACCUGACCAACCCUCUGAAUGAACUCCUGCUGACUCUACAGCCUGUGUUCCCGUUGGAUUAUGUCCUGAUCACUGUCAUCACCAUGUACUUUGUGUUCACCUCCAUGGCCGGCAUCAGGAACAUGGGCAUCUGGUUCUUCUGGAUACGGCUGUACAAGAUCAGACCCAAGAGAACCCGUCCCCAGGCCCUCCUCUUCCUCUGCAUGAUUCUACUGCUGAUUGUCCUUCACACCAGCUUCAUGAUCUACAGUCUGGCCCCGCAGUACGUCAUGUACGGGAGCCAGAACUAUCUGCUGCAGAGCCCGAUGCCACCAGGGAAUAAUACCACUUGGACUACCAAGACCUGCGAUGCCGACGCACCUCAAGGUAAGACUGCCAGCCACACACAGACACACACACACACAGACACACACACACACACACACGAAGACUAUCUCUAGCAGUAUAGCAAGAUGCUAUAUUCUUUCCAUACGUAGAGACCUACCAGUCCAUCAGAGGAAAGAAGACUCGGGAUAAAGAAGGAAGCGUGUAAUAUAUAAUGAACACAUUAGAAUAUAUGAUCAAUGUUUAAUAUCUCACAAAAGGCCUACAUCCCAAAUGGCACCCUAUUCCCUAUUUAGUGCACUACUUUCUACCAUGGGCCUUGGUCAAAAGUAUUGCACUAAAUAAGGACUGGGGUGGCAUUUUGGAUACAGACAAAGAGAUGGUGGUGUAGAGGCGAGUUAUCCUCAUGUCCAACAGUGGUACACAAGACCUUCUUUGGUAUCAUUCAUUAUUCAACCAGGAUGAAUUAAUGUCAAGGACAAGCAUUUACUGAUGGAUUACAUGGCCUCCUAGCCUCCUCAACAGUUACUACGGGGAAGUCAGCCAUGCAGACACAAACGGGAAUAUGCAUCAUUCCUAUUCCAGCGAGCUGGAUCACAUGCAUUUAUUCAUCCUGCCUAAUGCUCGAGGCAGAGCGGGCCUGUCUUAGAUAGUGUAUGUUUCCCAAAUGGCACCCUAUUCCUUAUGUAGUGCACUACAUUAGACAGAGAGCCUUAUCAAAAGUAUCGCACUAU
Molecule: messenger RNA, 2084 nt
Organism: Oncorhynchus tshawytscha (Chinook salmon)
Lineage: Eukaryota; Metazoa; Chordata; Actinopteri; Salmoniformes; Salmonidae
Gene: lmbrd1
Product: LMBR1 domain containing 1
Exons: 14
Coding region: 12-1466 (484 amino acids)
Biological process (GO): protein localization to vacuole
Cellular component (GO): vacuolar membrane
Source: RefSeq, a predicted model, not a curated record